AUGAGGCCGUUUAUAAACCAAUUAUUCACAUCGAACUCCUUUGAUGUGAUCAGUGAUGAUGCUUUUAUUGGGCUUCCACAUCUAGAGUAUUUAUUCAUAGAAAACAACAACAUCAAGUCCAUUUCAAGACAUACUUUCCGGGGACUAAAGUCUUUAAUUCACCUGAGCCUCGCAAACAACAAUCUCCAGACACUCCCAAAAGAUAUUUUCAAAGGCCUGGAUUCUUUAACAAAUGUGGACCUGAGAGGGAAUUCAUUUAAUUGUGACUGUAAACUGAAGUGGCUAGUGGAAUGGCUGGGCCACACCAAUGCAACUGUUGAAGACAUCUACUGCGAAGGCCCCCCAGAAUACAAGAAGCGCAAAAUCAAUAGUCUCUCGCCCAAGGAUUUUGAUUGCAUCAUUACAGAAUUUGCAAAGUCUCAAGACCUGCCUUAUCAAUCACUGUCCAUAGAUACUUUUUCUUAUAUGAAUGAUGAGUAUGUAGUCAUUGCUCAGCCUUUUACUGGAAAGUGCAUUUUCCUUGAAUGGGACCAUGUAGAAAAGACCUUCCGAAAUUAUGACAACAUUACAGGCACGUCCACUGUAGUGUGCAAGCCUAUAGUCAUUGAAACUCAGCUCUAUGUUAUUGUGGCCCAGCUGUUUGGCGGCUCUCACAUCUAUAAGCGAGACAGUUUUGCAAAUAAAUUUAUAAAAAUCCAGGAUAUUGAAAUUCUCAAAAUCCGAAAACCCAAUGACAUUGAAACAUUCAAGAUUGAAAACAACUGGUACUUUGUUGUUGCUGACAGUUCAAAAGCUGGUUUUACUACCAUUUAUAAAUGGAAUGGAAAUGGAUUCUACUCCCAUCAAUCCUUACACGCGUGGUACAGGGACACUGAUGUGGAAUAUCUAGAAAUAGCCAGAACACCUCAGACACUCAGAACGCCUCAUUUAAUCCUGUCUAGUAGUUCCCAGCGUCCUGUAAUUUAUCAGUGGAACAAAGCAACACAAUUAUUCACUAACCAAACUGACAUCCCUAACAUGGAGGAUGUAUAUGCCGUUAAGCACUUCUCAGUGAAAGGUGACGUGUACAUUUGCUUGACAAGAUUCAUUGGUGAUUCCAAAGUAAUGAAAUGGGGAGGUUCCUCAUUUCAGGAUAUUCAGAGGAUGCCAUCACGAGGAUCCAUGGUGUUCCAGCCUCUUCAGAUAAAUAACUACCAAUAUGCAAUUCUUGGAAGUGAUUAUUCCUUUACGCAAGUGUAUAACUGGGAUGCAGAGAAAGCCAAAUUUGUGAAAUUUCAGGAAUUAAAUGUUCAGGCACCAAGAUCAUUCACGCAUGUGUCCAUUAAUAAGCGUAAUUUUCUUUUUGCUUCCAGUUUUAAGGGAAAUACACAGAUAUACAAACAUGUCAUAGUUGACUUAAGCGCAUGACACACCAAAUUCUUUGGCUGCCAUCAGAAACUUUCUACAGUACAUGAUCCGGAUGAACUCAAUGCAUGAUGACUCUUCUUAUCACACUUGCAAAUGAAUGCCUUUCAAACAUUGAGACUGCUAGAACCAAGCACUACCAGUAUCUCCAUCCUUAACUGUCCAGUCCAGUGAUGUAGGAAGUGACCUUUUAUAAGACAAAAUUGAAUUGUGUGACUGUUCUUUGCAGUGAAGAUGUGUAAAUAAGUGUUUAAUGGUAUCUGUUACUCCAAAAAGAAUUAUUAAUAUGUACUUUUCCAUUUAUUUAUUCAUGUGUUCAGAAACAACUGCCAAAUAAAAUGUUUACAUUUUCUUUCAUAUCCCAAAGGUAAUUAUUUACAGUUGUUUUAUUCUUGGUGACGGUACAUUGAAGAAAUAGUUUUAUACAAUAGGGUUAUGUUUAGAUGAAGAGCUUAUGGUGUGAAUAAGGAGUGAAGAUGAAACACUGAUAUUCAUUACCCAAGAUUUAGGAACAAGUUUAUCAACUGAUUUGGAACAUUCAAGGGUGUUUCCAAAGGUCAUGCUUUUAAGAACAUUUUGUGGUAAAAUGGUGACAAACUUAAAGCAGGGUAGAGAAAUUUGCUUAUUUCAAGAAGACUGAUUUGAAAUAAAUAGUAAGACCCAUCCUUUUCCUGACAGCUCUAGCUAAAAAAAUUCUUCAAAAAACUUAUAAAAGAAGCAAAAGUCAAGAUUUUCAAUUUUAAAAAGGCUAUUUAGGGACUUUCUAAGUGUCUGACCCUAGAAUCAUCUGAGAGCUAAUUGAGAUUGUAACCUUAUAGUACUUGCCUCAGAUUCACCCAAUAUGUAGGCCUCUUGAUCUGAUCACUUCUAGACAUCAGUUUGGAUGUUACUGACAUGCUGCAGAGUGCCCAGGAGGCUCAUAUUUGAUUUUCCAAAUUCCUACUCCUGGAUCACAUGGUUUGUUAGCACCUAGCACAGUGCCUAUGGUAGGCUAGGCCCUCAAAAACUGCUUUAGAAGACGCAUGUGUGUCCUCCUGUUAUAAUAAUAAACUUCCUAAGUCCCUUUGA
Leptonychotes weddellii (Weddell seal) is the source of this 2472-nucleotide messenger RNA. NCBI's taxonomy places the organism in Eukaryota, Metazoa, Chordata, Mammalia, Carnivora, Phocidae. The record is from RefSeq and is a predicted model, not a curated record.